AUGCUCCGCCCACCGCCGCUAUCUGGUGUUCUUGCAUGGGGGACCCUGCUCUUGCUCGUGGCAGCGAACAUUCUCAUCGACGUCGCCCACGUCCGUGCGACGAAGCGCACCGCCGCGCUCCGUGCCCCACCAGCCUCCCGCUACUCCUUCAUCGACGAAGACUUCCCCCUCUACCUCCCCAUCCCCUCACUUCCUAAUCGCCGCGUCGCACUCGCGCUCGAAGAGUCCGCGCACUACCACUCCGCCGCCGCGGGCGUGGCUGGGCAGCUCGCCGAUCAGGAGUGGCGCUACGUCGGCGGCGGCGGCGACGGCAACGUGCGCCUCGGGCCCUCCCGCCGGUUCUUCAACACCGGGUUCUCGUACGAGGUCCACUGCGCGCGCGUCCUCGCCUCCGCGUUCCAGAACCCGGCGCCCAUGGGGGAGCGGCGGCGCGGGGAGGUCGAGCACGUGAAGCGGUGUCUGAACGUCGUCCGCCAGUUCGCGCUGUGCGGGGCGGACGCGGGACUGGAGCCGGCCUGGGUCGUCGGCGCGCCUGGGGUGCGCGACGGGCCUGGUUUACAUGCAGGGCUUGGGGCGAGGAAUCUCAGCGUGGAGAGGUGGGGCGGGGAGAAGAGGUGCAGAGACUUCCCGGGGAUGUAUGAGGCGAUGGACGCGAACUGGGCGGAGUGGCGAGGGUACCAGAAGUCGUUGUAG
This is a messenger RNA of Epithele typhae, 693 nucleotides long. RefSeq lists its product as uncharacterized. Lineage: Eukaryota; Fungi; Basidiomycota; Agaricomycetes; Polyporales; Epitheliaceae. Gene Ontology annotation, biological process: mycotoxin biosynthetic process. The coding region runs from base 1 to 693 and encodes 230 amino acids. The record is from RefSeq and is a predicted model, not a curated record. The transcript has 2 exons.